GGGUUGUCAUUUAAAAGAAUGAUUAAUCUAAAUCAUCAUGGCCCAAAGGUGUGAAUGAAACUAUGGCUUGGUGAGUAGAAAACAGCAAAGUUUUCAGUUAAGUUGUUCUAACAAAAUGGAUUUCCUAGGAGGUAGGAGAUUCCAUUAUCGGUGCUUUUCCACAGGACGUUGAUUGUCCUGGGAUUAAUGGCAUACAGGAGAUAAUAUUGAUAUAAUUUGGUGAGUUGUUGAACUUCAUGAUAGCCAAGGUAUUUUCCAAUCCUGAGCUUAUGAUUCUAAUAUUUGAUAACACAAUGGAUUUGCCACUUGUGCAUCUAAAUUUGUUAUGCACGUGUAAAGUAGACAAUUCAGAAUAUAUCUUGAAAAUGAGUGAGAACUUCCUUUGUAAUCUGAAAUUGUCAGUGUUUGUAAAGAAAGAUAGUACUGAGUUGAUAUCUUUAAGUUAGCUGCUAAAGGAUAAUUAAUGCAUGUUUUUCUAAAUCGAUAUUUACUUUCAGCAAUUAUUGUAGAAUUAUUUAUUUCAAGAUUCCAGGUGUAUAUGACUAACCAAGAGAUUCCAGUCAUACACAUUUCAAAUAUAAUUUGUUUGGACAUUUGUGAUAUAAUUCUUUAAUGGUUUAAUCAGAAUUGAAUAGAAUUCAGGUUUUAAAGAACUUGAAUCUUGGAUAUUGGUCGUGGGAGUCAGAUGGUCUUUAAUAUUAAGAUUUGUUUCACACACUGUGAGAGUGUAAAUGUUAUUUUAGUAUACUACGAAUUUUGGAUGAUUUAAACUAAUCUUGUACCUCCAUUGUUAAAAACAAAACUCACUAACCGUUUCAUGGUUGGUAGACUGGUUUAUUUUAUUUCCUUAUCUGCUGAGUAACUGGGAUACUAGGUAGUUUACUUUAUUCUCUUAUCUGAAUUACCCGUGAACAUUUCGUUUAAACAAAUAAAAUAUUUCACUGACAGAAAAACUGUUAGAUUCUACUCUCACAAUAGUCAUUCAUUCAUGUGGACUGAACAAGUGUUAAAGCCUGGCAAUCAUGGACUUUGCUAAGUUGUGGCUGAGGCUCUUUGACUUACAUACUAUAGAUCAUUAUUAAAAAGAUAGGCAAUCUGAGAUUUUGAGCAUAUAGUGAUUUGGAAGCACCAGAAAAAAAAUCUACCAAAUUAUUGGGCUAUUUUAUCACUUGUGAAAACCACCCAUUCUGAUCAAGUGACGUCAAAGGGGAAGAAGUAAAAUCUCAGAGAGAAUCAUUGGAAGAAUCCUACAUCUUUGCCUGGGAAUGAAAACCUAAACAGAACUCCAAACAAACGGUUCUUCAGGGAAAAAAAAGUCCCAUAAAGAAAGGAGAGGAGGUGAAUAACUCACUGUCUGGGAAGAUGAAUAGACUCUUCAUAGAAUUUUUUUAUGUAAGUAAACAAAUGAAGGUCAAGAUUCUUCCCAAUAACUCAAUCAAUAAUAACAUACUCCCUUUAAAAAUACAUUAUUUCGAUUUUAUACAGUAGUUUUAUGUUAUAUUUAAACACCUCUUGGUGGUUGAGUAGAAAUUUUUAAUAUUUAAUUUUAUGUUGUAAAGUAACUUUAAAAACUUGAUUGUGUCCCUUAUCUAGAUCUUAUUUAUUUAGCUCCAAAGAAGGUACCCAGAAGUAUUGUUAAUCGAGACUUUUUAAAAACAGAAUAAGAGACAAAUGUGAGAUUACGCUAUGAAUUUUGAAGUAUCAAGAAGAAAAAAAUUAUGACAUUGGGAGCCAUAAUAUAUGGACAUGAAGGUUUUGUUUGAAAAUAUCUGCAAGUACUUAUGAUCUUUAAUGACCAUAUACUUUGCUUACAUCAACAAGAAAUUCAAGAUUGCUACUAAACUAAUAGUUUUAAACUCCUGGUUAUGUAAUUAAUCUACAAUACUCAUAUUGGUUCCUUUGAACAACAAAAAAGUUCUUUUAUCUACUAGGUGAAAGCAAGUAUGAUGUGAUUAUUUUGAUAGAUUGAAACGGCAUUUCAUUCGAAGUAUUUCCUGUAUUUUGACGUAAGGCCAUCAGAGAGCAGAAAUAGAUUACUUAGUUAGGAACUUCUCACCAACUGAGCUAAGCUUUUACAGUGUCACUUCUAGUUCUCCCUUCUGGUGCUACUAGCUACUCCCCAGGCCUUAAAAUAAUUUACAAAGCAAGGUGAUUUCUUGCCAGGUCUUCAUUUCAGAACAGGUCUCUCUCUUCUGCAACUAUGUGGAAGGAAUUUGUUUUAUUUCUGCCAGCUGAGAGUAACCUCAGAUCCAUCAACAAUUGAGUUUUACUUCGUUAACAUCAGUGGAGCAAGUGAGUACCUCUAAGGAUCCUCUCAGGACAGUCCUGCAUCUAUCCUCAAAGGCUGUUUAGAGACCCAUCUUUUCUCAAUUAUAGGGUAGGGUGAUUAUUUAAAUUGCAUAAUGAAAAGAAACAGUGAAGCCAACACUCAUUUCCUUAUGAAUCCACAGCCAGUAGAAUCUGCAAAUUUAUGCCUUCUGUAUAAAAUGAGUUGCUUCUGUAGCUGAUUGGAGCUGCUUGGCUUCUCACCUCAUCUCUAAUGGCACUUUUUGAGCAUAAAGCAUCAGCCAAGGCCGACAAUGAUUCCCUUUUUUCUUCUUAGGAGACUGAGAAUGAGGAUAUUUGUAUUCCUACAUUGGUUCUACCAUUAUAUAGUCAAGGAUAAAGCAAUUCCCUCUCAUUUUAAAAAUCAUUAAAAUGAAGGUAUUGGACUAAACAAUCUCUAAGAUUCCAUUCAAUACAAAAUGUUAUUAAAUUAUCUCUCUAUAUGUUAAAGAAAAAAUGGACUGUCUGCCUUCCAUGGUGGUGUCUAGAACAUAGUAUAUGUUCAAUAUUAUUGAAUUAACUUAAAUGUAUAUGCUGAUAUAAACAUUUUCUACAUAACAUCUUUCUUAUGUAUACACACCUUUUAAAAAUAAGUCAUACUUUUUUAUCUGCAAUGACUGAUUUUUAUCUAUGUGCAAUAAGGUCUGAGGCAAUGUCUAAGAAUCAUUUCAAAAUUGCAGUGCAGAGCAGAGAGUUAAAAAUCUGGGAUUAAUAAACACCCAUCCAUGAACAUUGUUGCAUUAGUGCACAGUUGCUUAAAAUUUAAUUUUAAAUGAUAUCAGAGUUGUAUGAAUUGAAGAAAUAUAAAUGGGAGAAUUUUGAAGGAUAAAACAACUUUCUGAAAAAAUCAAUUAUUUUGCUUCAAUAUGGUGCAGUAACUUAGUAAGGACUCUGAGCGCCGCUGUUCACCAGCCAGGGGAAAAAUGGUUCAAAAGAUCCGCCAGAACCACUGAGCUUUUACAGCACAAAGAAACGCCAGACUGAGACAAAUUCUCUUCCAAGCUGCACUAAACUCAGGCCUCUAUACCACUGGAUUCUGGGCUCCUUUUCCGAAUACAGAGGGCUCCACGCAGACAUACUGGCAUCCAGAAACACAACAGGAGAUAGGCCAGUGUCUAAAGAUGAGCAGAACAAGAAUGGCGGCUCCGGAGAGGGGAGGGGACUACAGAGGAUUCAUCCUGCUCUCCAUCCUCCUGGGGACCCAGAGGGAAGUUUCGGCAGGACGUAUUCUCUACUCCAUUCCGGAGGAGACAGACACAGGGUCUUUUGUGGGUAAUAUCGCCAAGGACCUGGGGUUGGAGCCCUGGGAGCUGGCGGAGCGGGGAGUCCGCAUUGUCUCCAGAGGUAGGACGCAGCUCUUUGCUCUGAAUCCGCGAAGCGGCAGUUUGGUCACCGCGGGCAGGAUAGACCGGGAGGAGCUCUGCGCGCAGAGCGUGCGGUGUCUGGUGAACUUUAACAUCCUGAUGGAAGAUAAAAUGAACCUUUACCCUAUAGAAGUGGAAAUAAUGGAUGUUAAUGACAACACUCCUAAAUUCCUGACGGAAGAAAUGAAUGUGAAAAUAAUGGAGAAUACAUCUCCUGGGGUGCGAUUUCCGUUAAAUGAGGCUAGGGAUCUGGAUGUGGGCACGAACUCUCUCCAGAGCUACCAUCUCAACCCCAAUCGCCACUUCUCCCUGGUUGUGCAAACUGGAGAGGAUGGAACUAAAUAUCCGGAAUUAGUGCUGGAGCGCGUGCUGGACCGGGAGGAAGUGACAGCUCACCACCUCCUCCUCACAGCCUCUGACGGCGGUGAUCCACCCAGAUCCGGAACCGCCCGUGUCCAAGUAACAGUGGUGGACGUGAAUGAUCAUGCACCAGUCUUCUCUUUGCCCCAGUACCAAGUAACUGUCCCUGAGAACGUGCCAGUGGGCACAAGACUACUCACGGUAAAUGCUAUCGACCUGGAUGAGGGAGUCAAUGGGGAAGUGACAUACUCUUUUAGGAAAAUAACUCCAAAAAUUCUACAGAUAUUCCAGCUGAACUCCCACACAGGAGAAUUAUCAACUUUAGAUGGCCUAGAUUAUGAAGAAUCUGGCUACUAUGAAAUGGAAGUUCAAGCUCAGGAUGGUGCUGGUAGCAUGACAAGGGCUAAAGUACUGAUCACAAUUUUAGAUGUGAAUGACAAUGCCCCGGAAAUGACUGUAACAUCUGUAAGCAGCUCAGUCCCUGAAAACACUCCUCCUGGAACAGUAAUUGCUCUUUUCUACCUUCAAGACCGAGAUUCUGGGAAAAAUGGCCAGGUGACCUGCACUGUUUCAGAAAAUCUGCCUUUUAAAUUAGAAAGAUCAAUAGACAAUUAUUAUAGGUUGGUGACAGCAAAAAACCUAGACCGGGAAAAAUUUUCUGUAUAUAACAUCACACUGAAAGCCACAGAUGGUGGAAGCCCGCCCUUGUCAACGGAAACUCACAUCUCCAUGAAUGUGGCAGACACCAACGACAACCCACCUGCCUUCCCCCACUCCUCCUACUCCGUCUUUGUGCCUGAGAACAACCCCAGAGGCACCUCCAUCUUCUCUGUGACUGCAUGUGACCCUGACAGCCACGAGAACGCCCAUGUCACAUACUCCGUAUCUGAAGAUACUCUCCAGGGGCCAUCUGUAUCCUCCUAUGUUUCCAUCAACUCCAAUACUGGAGUCCUGUAUGCAUUGCGCUCCUUCGACUAUGAGCAGUUUCAUGAUCUGCAAUUGAGAGUGACUGCAAGUGACAGCGGGGACCCGCCGCUCAGCAGCAACGUGUCUCUGAGCAUAUUCGUGCUGGACCAGAACGACAACACACCUGAGAUUCUGUACCCCGCCCUCCCCACCGACGGUUCCACGGGUGUAGAGCUGGCACCCCGCUCUGCAGAGCCUGGCUACCUGGUGACCAAGGUGGUGGCUGUGGACAGAGACUCGGGCCAGAACGCCUGGCUGUCCUACCGCCUGCUCAAGGCCAGCGAUCCAGGACUCUUCGCAGUGGGGCUGCACACGGGCGAGGUGCGCACAGCGCGGGCCCUGCUGGACAGAGACGCGCUCAAGCAGAUCCUGGUGGUGGCGGUCCAGGACCACGGCCAGCCCCCUCUCUCCGCCACAGUCACACUCACGGUGGCUGUGGCUGACAGUAUCCCAGAUGUGCUGGCAGACCUGGGGAGUCUCGAGCGCUCCGCCGACUCUGGCGACUCCGUCCUCACGCUGUACCUGGUGAUGGCCGUGGCCGCGGUGUCCUGCGUCUUUCUUGCCUUUGUCGUCGUUCUACUGGCGCUCAGGCUGAGGCGCUGGCACACGUCGCGCCUGCUCCAGGCUUCAGGAGGCGGGUUGCAGGGCGUGCCCGCCUCUCACUUUGUGGGUGUGGACGGGGUGCGGGCUUUCCUGCAGACCUAUUCCCACGAGGUCUCGCUCACCGCGGACUCGCGGGGGAGUCAAGUGAUCUUCCCGCAGCCCAACUACGCUGACACGCUCAUCAGCCAGGAGAGCUGUGAGAAUAAGGAUCCCUUGUUAACAUCCAUAGAUUUUCAUGAAUGUAAGGAUAAAGCCCAAAGUGUUCAGGUGAGUUCAGUCAUUCAUUUAUCUUUAUAUUCUUUGAAGAAGUAUAUUUUGUGUAAAUUUCUUUAUUGUUUUGCGAAAUAAGUGAUUUGAAGAUGGGUAAAAAAAAAACCCUUUUAAGUGGUAAAGCAAGAUUAAUCGUUUAUUUCAGAGGUGAUUCUUUAACAUGGAACGCUUACUGACAUAGGUUUUGGCAUCAUAUUUAUAGUGAAAGCAUAUGGACAAGAUUGUGAAUAAGUGGGUAAUCGCAUUUUUAUACCUUCUACUUAUGUUCCACAUGGUGUUCUUAAUUCAUGUAUUUUAUAAAUGAGAAUGAAUUGUUAAGUCUUUCUCAUUGCAUGAGGUUCUUAAGAAAGUACACUUCUGUUUUCUCAGGGCUCUCUUUAGAUCAGACCUAUAAAAGGCUCUUGAAAAAAUUUUCAGUCUGAAGACUUUUUCUGUGCCUUGCUUCCGCUUCCAUGUAACUCCCCCUGGUGACCUUGAAAACCUCCAUGGCUUUUGACCUAUUUAAACCAUAAUUGUCUCUUAAAGUCAGGUCCUGGUAGAAGGUUAGAUGGAUGCCUAAAGAAUGAAAUGUGUGUGUGUGUCAGGCUUCACUGAGAUCUUUAUCAAUGACAGGCAUGGAGUCUAAUACCACACUAAAGGUCCUUGUCCAAAACCAAUAAAAUGUGACAUCAAAUAAAAUGCCAUUCAAGUGUCAUAAGUAACAUUUGUGAAAUAGGCCAUUGCAUGUUUUUACCCCAAAUUCUAAUGUUCUGUGUUAGUGAUGCAGUCAUUCAAAGUGUGUAUGUGGGCUCUAUAAGUGGGAGAUUUGGGAUGCUGGCUUUAUGAAACAACCAUCUCAUACACUCAAGUCCUAGACCAGUAGUGAAUUUUACUUAUUGGGUCUGCUGAAAAAUUCAGUUAGAAAUAAUCUAGUCUGCAAUUAACUACUUCUAUACUUGUUAUACAACAUUUUAGUAUAACUCAGUACAUCAGUUGACUAGUAUCAGGAAGUAGUUGAUGACAAGGUAGUCUUGUUUACUGGGACCUUUUGAGUAUUAGGUAAGAGCACAUUUUUUCUAGCAUAAUGUUGUGUUAGGUGGUGUUUUGCAUAUAAAGGUCUGUGCAGUCCUGUGGGAGUAUAUUUCAUACAUUCUGAAGUGUUCAGAUGUACAAUCACUUGGGGGAGAGGAUAAUGUUACUGACACUCUGAGGCAGAAAUGUGGCUAUCAUGUAUUUUGAAAAAAAAAAACCCCAACCAAAUUUAUUAGAUGAUUAAAAAUAUUUUUAAACAAAGGGAAGAAAUCGUCACUAAAUUCAGUGAGCUAUUGCAAAUAAACUUUCUAGGGACUAUUUCCUUCAACCGUCAUUACGGGAUGUGAUAAGUACAGAAGUGGGAACAAGUGCCUCAGUACAUAGACCAUGCAUAGUGAGUUUGUGUUGCAAAGCAAAAUAUAUUAUUCCCCUGGUAGUUUUGGAGAUUUAUGUUUUAUUUUGUACCCAGGAAAAUAAUCGUGCAAUGGGAAGGAGAGGGAUAGGCUCUUUUCUAAAAGGCUGCAUCAUUUCUUUAAGUGAGAUAUUGGAAGUUAAAAUCAAGAAAUGUUACUAUAAAGAAAUCACUGAAACUAUUUUGGAAGAAGAGAGGUAAGUAUAAAUUGUGCACUUUUAGGGCUUGCUUGGUGGCACA
This is a messenger RNA of Delphinapterus leucas (beluga whale), 7551 nucleotides long. RefSeq names its product protocadherin gamma-A7-like. Gene Ontology annotation, cellular component: plasma membrane. Gene Ontology annotation, biological process: homophilic cell-cell adhesion. Gene Ontology annotation, molecular function: calcium ion binding. The record is from RefSeq and is a predicted model, not a curated record. Lineage: Eukaryota; Metazoa; Chordata; Mammalia; Artiodactyla; Monodontidae.